Clunio marinus is the source of this 222-nucleotide messenger RNA. The record is from the annotation of a GenBank genome assembly. Lineage: Eukaryota; Metazoa; Arthropoda; Insecta; Diptera; Chironomidae.
AUGAGCGUGGAAAUCAUGUUCAGGAAGUUCCACAAAAUGAAGAUAUUGCAUAAAAUCUUUGAAGAAAUAAGAACUGUUCGAUGUUUAAGGCCUUCGAUCGAACAAAAAGUUAUGUUUGUGGCCAGUUCUUCAAAAGUCGUGAGGUUGAAAAGUGAUCAAAAUAUUCUGAUUGAAAGCUUCAAAAAACGCUCAAAUUUUCAAUCUUUUAUAUUAUUUGGAUGA